CGAUAAACCACCCCGUCCAAUCCACAGGUCCAUGCCAUCUCCAUCGCCGCCAUGAGCCUCAGUGUGUCGUCGAGGCGGGUGCUCCGGGGCGCCCCGGCGCUCGUGAUCCCUUCGACGACGACGACGACGACAACUACGACGACUACCACAGCCUCCUCCCUGAUACCCUCCCUCCAGUCCCUCACCCUCUCCCCCCGCAAUGCCGCCUCCGCCGCCCGCCCAAUCCACACCACCGCCCGGAACCAAUGGUUCUGGAGCAAGAAGAAGAGCAGCGAGCCCGAGGGGGGGUCCGCGCUAGAGAAGCAGGUUACCGGCACGCGCGAGUCGCGCAACAAGCUCAUCAGCGCGCUCACCUCGCGCAUCCAGGCGCCCGCCCUGUUCGCCGACGAGGUCAAGGGCACCGACAAGUACGUGCCGACGGGCCCCUACAGCGGCUCCGGCGGCGGCGCGGCCCACACCCGCGUGGGCGCCUCCCUCGUGCGCGAGCACAUGGCCCGCCACGCCGACCCGGACCCGCGCAGCCGCGUGCGCUGGGAGCGCAAGAUGGUGAUCCGCUCCGUCCAGCGGGGCACCAACCCGUUCAGCCGCGAGCCCCGCGCCGCCCGCAUCGCCCGCACCGAGCGCCAGCUCACCAGCAAAAGCCCCUGGCUCGCCACCAGCACCAAGAAGCUCGUGCACCUGGCGCGGCAGAUCCAGGGCAAGACGCUCGAGGAUGCGCUGGUCCAGAUGCGCUUCAGCAAGAAGAAGUACGCCCAGGAAGUCAAGUACCAGCUCGAGCUCGCCCGGGAUAUCGCCAUCGUCGAGCGCGGGAUGGGGCUGGGCUCCGUGAAGAAGGCACAAGAGGGCGGUGACAACAACAACAACAACAACAACAACAACGGCGGCGGCAAGGUGAUAGAGAUCCAGGACAAGAACGGCAAGUGGAUCAAGAUUGACGACCCGACCCGCAUGUACGUGGCCGAGGCCUGGGUGAACCGCGGCCCGUUGCGGGGCACUCUCCCGGAGUUCCGCGCCCGUGGAAGAGUUAACUUUCACCGCCUCCCUUCAGCCAGCAUCUCCAUCGUUCUCAAGGAGGAAAAGACACGGAUUCGCGAGGCCGCCGAGCGCGAGGCCAGGAAGCUUCGCCAGGGCCCGUGGGUGCAUCUCCCCGACCGCCCCGUCUCUGCGCAGCGGCAAUGGUAUUCGUGGUAGAGAGGAUGUACAGGA
This is a messenger RNA of Thermothelomyces thermophilus ATCC 42464, 1206 nucleotides long. RefSeq lists its product as uncharacterized. The transcript has 3 exons. Gene Ontology annotation, biological process: translation; ribosome assembly. The coding region runs from base 52 to 1191 and encodes 379 amino acids. Gene Ontology annotation, cellular component: ribosome; mitochondrial large ribosomal subunit. NCBI's taxonomy places the organism in Eukaryota, Fungi, Ascomycota, Sordariomycetes, Sordariales, Chaetomiaceae. Gene Ontology annotation, molecular function: structural constituent of ribosome. The record is from RefSeq and is a predicted model, not a curated record.